Lathyrus oleraceus (garden pea) is the source of this 811-nucleotide messenger RNA. Its product is annotated as protein SOB FIVE-LIKE 4. Gene Ontology annotation, biological process: cytokinin biosynthetic process. The transcript has a single exon. Lineage: Eukaryota; Viridiplantae; Streptophyta; Magnoliopsida; Fabales; Fabaceae. The coding region runs from base 243 to 641 and encodes 132 amino acids. The record is from RefSeq and is a predicted model, not a curated record.
CAACAUUCCUUUUGUUUAAUUGGUUCUUCCAAAAAUUAUUUCAAGACUUUUAUAAUACAAGGAACCUUCCUAGUUUCUACUUAAAAUUUAAGCUCUUUUUUUUUGCAACUACCUUUUGCUUCUUUAUCCAAAUUAUUCUUUUGUAUCUCAACAAGAUAAAGAUUUUUAAUAUAUAGUUUUUUUUUAAUUCAUCAUCUAUAUAUUUUCUUUCAUUCUUUUCUUCUUCUCCAUCUUUAAAAAAAAUGGAUUCUUUUAAACAAAUUUGGGGUGCUCCUGAGGGUUGUAGUAGUAGUGAAUCUGGUUGGACUAUGUAUAUUGAUUCUCCAAUGCAAGAAGAUGAAGCUAGAUGCAGCAAUGAAAAUGAUGGAUAUCAUCAUAAUCAUCAUAAUCAUCAUGAAGUCUUCGGCGAGAAGAAUCGGAGAAAGAAGAAAGUCGAUGAAGAAGAGAGCGACGAUUCAAUGGCCUCGGAUGCUUCGUCCGGGCCGAUGAAUUAUCAAGAAGGCUAUGGUCGAGGCGGACAAGGUAGGAACGGAACAUCGGCGUCGAAGAAAGAUAAACAAGAUCAUGGAAGUAAGAGUUGUUCUAAGAAGAAUGGAAGUAGACAAGAGAAGAAACGUGUUGAUAGUAGAAGUAAGAAAUGAUAUAGAGAAAAAUGUUGAUGUUUUUUUUUUUUCAUUGUGUAUAUGAUGCUUGGGAUUUUUGGAACCAUGCAUCUUCAAAAUUUGGAUUUGUUGAUUUGUAAUCAUAGUUCUCUCUACUCAAAGGAAAUAUUGCUAAACAUUCUUUCAAGUAUUGAAAUCUUGAGUUUUGA